Messenger RNA from Pseudo-nitzschia multistriata, 2380 nucleotides. The record is from the annotation of a GenBank genome assembly. NCBI's taxonomy places the organism in Eukaryota, Bacillariophyta, Bacillariophyceae, Bacillariales, Bacillariaceae.
CGUCAAGACAUCUGUCGACGAAGAGAUUUCAGGGUGAGUUCUGAGAGAUUGAGAACGACCCAUCUUCUUCCGAACGAAUGACUGGAUGAAGUGUGAUUCGUUGGAAUGCCAUUCAUUGAAAGCGAAGCGAGUCGAUUGGAAUAAUGUAUUCAAGUCUUCUCGUUCGUGCCAUUUGCUAAUGUGGCGACGGCCGCGACGGUCGGGCGAUGCGUGCAAGCGUCGGUUCCACUUUUUACCAGUGUACCAGCACCAUAGUGCAGUAAUGAAAGAAUGAAUUAUGCUCGAGACUCCAAAGGAUUACAAACCUGGAAGCUAUCUAUUAUUAUCUGAAUUUAUUUGACGAUAACUUCCAUGUGCGCUAUGAUGGAUUUUCGAGCAGUUCUCUAACCUUCUAUGGGUACUCGUACCAUAUCAUCUCUGUAGAAAUUCGCUCACGUCUCAUUCGUUGGUAUUUAUUUUGCACAUUCAAUUCACAGUCUGCGGUCACAGAACAUAAUCGUGCUGUUUCCUUUUACAUGGGAUAACAAAUAAGAGGACGGAAAAGAAGGAUGUGGAAUGGUCCACUUCCGUCCGUAAAAAAGUUGAUCAUUCGGUUCAUAUUUCGUAGCAAAGUAAUUGUACGAAAGGAUCCAUGACUCUUGUCGAAAGAACAAGCGCUAUUCUUGUCGGAAAGCUAGGAUAUUGAUACUAGGUAGAAUACAGAAUUAUCUCUUGGCUUCGAAUUAAUAACAUGCAUACGUCAUAUGGGUGUUGCAAAACAGAAUUGGCGCUUAUUUCUCGAGUUAAGACGCCAACAUGUACCGAGAUGGAAAGUUGAGCGAAUAAAUGGAAGGGAUUGAUUUGGGGGCGAAUCAAUCUGUAACUCUUCAUCUCGCUGGAAGAGGAAAUAGAAAUAGGCUUGUGAAAUGGCGGUGUAAUUAUGGUCCUGUAAGGUACGGCACUGUACUAUUAUUUGAACUUGUUUUGAAAUUUUUGGAUGAAAUCUUUCGCCCAAUCGUGGGACAAGUAAAAACCUAACAGACGAUUUACCGAGCCAAACACUUCGAUUCGAGCAUCAAAGAGUAGCUUCUCACCAUUUCUUAUAUCUUUGGUUCUUGUCUCAUUCAAAAUCAAUGCAUCAAUUCCAAUUCUUACAAUGUCUAUUUAUGAUUACAGGAACAACCAAGUUAACACCUUCGAGCGAGAUGUGCGUAAGCAGAUUGCCAAGGAAUUGAAGGAAUGGGGUAUCGAUCCAAAGAAAAGCAAGGAUCAUGAAGACUUUUGGCGUGAAGUAUCGAAUCAAGCUGUUGCAGCCACAAAACAUUCUUCCUCUUGUGCUAUCUCGAUCGAAACAUUGUUUACUAACACAAUAGCCCUGUCGAGAGAAGUCGCCGAAGCCGUUCGCCAGGUCCUUCGUAAUGAAUUGGAGGAUUCAGUAGAAUUCACAUUUACUAAUGCAAGCGACUUACUCGAGUUUGAUUUUAAACCAUUCUAUUUUGUGUUCGAUAAGUCAUCACGAAGCAACGUCCUUCAAAGAAGAUUCGAACUAAAGAAAUACAAAUUGAAGGAGCUCGACCCAUUUCAUCGUUUUGAAGGAAUUGAACAUUCCGCCGAAGAUUGGUUUCGCAAAAUAUGGAAAACGACAUCCCUAGGGGGGUACGUUUUUGAGGCUUUGGUUGCUCAUCAUAUGGUUCACCACAUGCAAUGCAAAUCGUGCAAGUGCCGUAAUCAAAUGUUCUGGAAUGGCGGUAUUAAUAUAUCUGGAUCUUGGGCAGAUGUAGUAUGCCGUAAAUGCAAGGCGUCUUAUGAGAUCAAAUCAGUCUCAUCAGAUGAUGCAAUUGAGAAAAGAAUCAAAUUUAAUUCAUUUCCUGGUGGUUCCUUUCGACAAUAUUACAAAAAUCCAGCCCAAUUCAAAGAGAGGUAUCUCGUCAUUGUGAGCAGGAAGGAAACUUACGUCAAGAAAUUGGAAAUGGUUCACCGAGUUUCUCUGGCUAGGAUUCGAAAUGUUGAGCCAAGACUUUGUGGUGAAUCCUUUGUCGGAAGAGGAUCGCACAUCCGUAUAAUUUCGAACAUCAACAUCGAGAAAGGAUCUUUGGAAAAGGCCUGGUGCUACGUAAAACCCAUUGCAGAUUACACUGCCAUGGCUAAAGAAGUAUUCAAUAACUUUUAUGGAGAUGGUGCUUGGACAAAAGAAAAUUCUAAAGAAAUUGAAAAUAAUGAGCAUGAGAGCCCUUCCAAAUCUCGACUCGAAAUUGCAACACCUAAUGAAGAAGAGAAAGUUGAACAACUACGAGAAAACCUGAAACAGGAACUUCGGGUAAGCAGUGACGAUGAUGAAGAUUGGGAAAGCUUGUACUAAAUUGAUAAAUCAUCUGAAGGAUAAUAAAGUAAUAUCGUAGAG